AGCUUGUCUAGUUCUUUCCAUUGACAUAAUAUAAAUAAUAUAUAUAUAUAAAUAUAUUACAUAGUUUUUCUUCUUUUCAAGAAUAUAUAAAAAUUUGAUGGAAAAAUCUUUAGAAAAAUUUUGAAGUUUAGUUUCAAAGAGUUGCGAUUUUGAAUAUGUCUGGAGAUUCUACUGCUGUGCGUCCUCUCUUCGGUGAUACUAUUUCCACUACUUUUCCCCUUCAUUUCCAGGAUGUCACUAAUAUGCGUCAAGUUCCUAAUCAUCAGGAGGUGUUUGUCGACCCUGCACGUGAUGAGAAUUUGAUCAUUGAGCUUCUGGAUCUGAAGGUGGAUGUAGUAGACAGUGGAAGUGCCAUCUGGUUUCUUCAAGACCUUGCCAAUGAACAAGAGGCUGAGGAAACUACAUCAGCAGUGUUUGAGGCCCCUGGAUUGUGCUAUAGAAACAUGCCUGUUGUCAUCACCACUACUAUUGAUCAAAUGGCAGUUUCUAAGGGAAGACAAGGGAGGGAAGCACAGAACUUGGUUAAGGUGUACCUGGCAAACAUUCGGCUUAAAGAAGUUGGGGCAGAUGUUCUGAUAACUGCAUAUGAGCCUUUAGUUAUUAACCCUUUGAGUGAGAGUGAUACCGCAGUCGGGGUAGGCAUGGCUGUACCUAGUGCACAGUCUGGAGUUAUGCCAAUGGCUGAAGUUUUUAAACUUGCAGUCUCUAGUUUCGAAGUGCACAACUGGAGUCUCUUUGGCUCUGGUGCUGCUGUUUGAGUUGCAGUUACAACUAUAUCUUUAAAAAGAAAGUAAAGACUUUUGAAAACUUGCGGUCUUGUACAAUUCAUGACUAUAAAAUGAUGUCAUUUAGGAUAAAAUGAAAAGUUUAGAGUUAAAUUACUUAUAUAUAUAGAAAUGUAUGGAUUUUUUAGAAUAAAGUAAAAAGGAAAGAAUGCCACGUAAAAUGGA
This is a messenger RNA of Solanum dulcamara, 950 nucleotides long. RefSeq lists its product as uncharacterized. NCBI's taxonomy places the organism in Eukaryota, Viridiplantae, Streptophyta, Magnoliopsida, Solanales, Solanaceae. Gene Ontology annotation, biological process: protein import into nucleus. Bases 156 to 758 code for a protein of 200 amino acids. Gene Ontology annotation, molecular function: small GTPase binding; guanyl-nucleotide exchange factor activity. The record is from RefSeq and is a predicted model, not a curated record. The transcript is spliced from 8 exons. Gene Ontology annotation, cellular component: nucleus.